This is a messenger RNA of Periophthalmus magnuspinnatus, 1108 nucleotides long. It is a transcript of the gene rpz2, whose product is annotated as rapunzel 2. The transcript is spliced from 2 exons. NCBI's taxonomy places the organism in Eukaryota, Metazoa, Chordata, Actinopteri, Gobiiformes, Gobiidae. The record is from RefSeq and is a predicted model, not a curated record. Bases 119 to 814 code for a protein of 231 amino acids.
GUGUAAAAUGGUGGAUAGGAGACAGUGAGACAGCUGCAGUAGACACAACAUAGCUACUAAUAUCUUUAUCUAGAGGUCACACAUACUCACUCAGCGUGGGUGAAAACUCGGAGCAAAGAUGGCUGAUGCAGCAACAAUAAAGAAACACGCUGCCACUGUCCUGUGCUGUGUGGAAAAGGUGUCCUCCUUCGCUUCUUCCAUUGACCCUCUCUUUGGGAUAGUUUCAUCUCUGGUUGGGAUCGCCCGGAAAGGUCUUGUGGACGAAGAGGGCCACCCGCUAGAUGAUGACUUCCAGGAAAUCAACUCAAAACUGGAGUCCAUUUCCAAGAAGAACCACAAAUGUUUGAAACAAAUCCAAAUUGAUGAGAUAAAUGAGAACUACGGCAAGUAUGAGGAGUACAUUAAACAUCAAUAUGCAGCUUUUAACACAAUGGUGGCUAAGCUGAAGAAGGAUCCGGAUAGGACCAAGAUUCACAUGGAAACCUAUGAGAGAAUCUAUGAAAGAGACAAGAGUGACUUAAGCCUCAAUGUCUAUUACAACGGCGUCAUGGGAACGGGGUCGCUAUUUGGAAGAAACUUGCUUAAAGUUUAUAUGGAGCAUUGCGAUGGUGAUUUAGAGAUAAUGGAGCAUAGAUGUUCACACCUCACGCAUCUCUUUCACAUGGGGCUAAUUGCUUUGAUGGCGUACACCGCUGUUACUGAGGACGACGAAGAUGAGGUCAGGGAGAAGUGGGCCAAGAGGGUGGCUGACAUCCAGACCGAAAUGCAAAAGGUGCUGAGUCAAUGCAAAGAUAAGCAAGCUCCCGCCUCGUGAAUGUAAUUAUCCUCUAUAGAGAUGAAGGAGCAUCAGACAGCAGUAACCAAAGUCUUCUGUCAGCUGUGGACCAACAGGAAAGACAUGUAAACUAUUACAGGAUGCUGUACAAAGAAGCCAUUGUUUUUCAUUAAAGCACUGCAUUUAAAACUUUAUCUAUACUUUAUCUAUAUUAUUGUAUUUUUGUUUUCAAAGACAUGCUGUGUGUGAAUAAAAACUUGUAUAUGCUGACAGUUUGAUGCUAUAAUUUAAUUGAAGUUAUACUAUGCAUACAAAUAAAGUGUAAUCCUGUGG